Molecule: messenger RNA, 8092 nt
Organism: Gasterosteus aculeatus aculeatus (three-spined stickleback)
Lineage: Eukaryota; Metazoa; Chordata; Actinopteri; Perciformes; Gasterosteidae
Source: RefSeq, a predicted model, not a curated record
GGCCUGAUGCUCCAGCUGCUCGGUGGCGGCGGGGAUUCCAGAGCAAGGGACGGGAAUUAGACCCACAUCCAGGCGAAACUUUACCUCUCUUCUAAAACUUGCUCCGCUCACCUUGAAAGCCGAAUCUUCCCCCAAAAUGCCCGGCGGCGCACUGACGGGGUUACUGGUGGCGCUGUGCGUAAGCAGCGCGGUCCACGGCUUACCAAAGAAGAGCCGCAGACAAAGCGGCCAGCAUCAGGUGUUCCCUCAGCUCGACGACGCGGACGACGUGUCUCCAGCUGGCUGUGAGGAAAACGGUCGCUCGUACAGGCCGAACGAGCAGUGGGAGAAACCCUACCUUAGCACCACCCUGCAGUGCACCUGCAACGGAGCAGCAGGCAUCAGAUGUAAAAGUCGACCGGAUGUGGAGGAGUCCUGUUAUGAUAGGUACAACGACCGCACAUACCGGAUCGGUGAAAACUACGAGAGGUCAAAGGACGGGAUGAUGUGGGACUGCACCUGUAUUGGUUCCGGUCGCAGCAAGAUCAGCUGCACCGUUGCAAAUCGUUGCCAUGAAGGCGUGAGGUCUUAUAAAAUCGGGGACACUUGGCAGAGGCCUCAUGAGACGGCUGACUACAUGCUGGAGUGUGUGUGUCUUGGAAAUGGCAAAGGAGAGUGGACCUGCAAGCCAGUGUCUGAGCGUUGCUACGACAGCAACGCUGCAUCAUUUUACGUCGUGGGGGAGACCUGGGAGAAAAUGUACCAAGGCUGGAUGAUGCUGGACUGCACCUGUCUGGGGGAGGGAAAUGGACGCAUCACUUGCACCUCCAGGAACCGCUGCAACGACCAGGACACCAUGAGGUCCCACCGCAUCGGGGACACAUGGACAAAGACGGGCAAGAGUGGACACGUUGAGCAGUGUCAGUGCUUAGGGAAUGGCCGUGGAGAGUGGAAGUGCGAGAGACACAACACAGGCCGAACCACCAGUGCGAUCGUGUUGGGCCCCACCCAUUCCCAGAUGGAGCAGCUGCCGGAGCCCCUCAUCGAGGGGACGUGCCGUACGGACUCUGGAUCCACCUACUACGAUGGACAGCGCUGGUUCAGAAGCCAGGGCAGCACGCAGAUGCUCUGCACCUGCCUCGGCAACGGAGUCAGCUGCCAGGAGUGGGAGCCCAGGACGCUUACGUAUGGGGGCAACUCAAACGGACAGCCGUGUGCUUUCCCGUUCGUCUAUAUGGGAAAGACCUACUACUCCUGCACCUCGGACGGACGCACAGACGGGCAGCUCUGGUGCGCUACAUCUUCUGACUAUGAGAGGGACCAGCAGUACUCUUUCUGUACUGAGAAGAAUGCCAUUGUGGCAACACGAGGUGGCAACUCCAACGGCGGCCUGUGCCACUUCCCCUUCCUCUACAGUGGCCGCAACUACACCGACUGCACUUCUGACGGGCGGCGGGACAGCAUGAGGUGGUGUGGCACCACCCAUGACUACGACACAGAGCAGCGCUUUGGCUUUUGCCCCAUGGCCGCCCACGAGGAGUCAUGCACCACCAACGAUGGAGUGAUGCACCGCGUAGGUGACAAGUGGGACAAACGCCAUGACGUCAUGGGUCACAUGAUGGAGUGCACUUGCCUCGGCAACGGCCGCGGGGAGUGGAGCUGUGUCGCUCACUCACAGCUGCGAGAUCAGUGUAUUGUUGAUGGCUCGUCCUAUGAAGUAAACCAGGAAUUCAACAAGCGCCACGACGAGGGCUACAUGAUGAACUGCACCUGCCACGGACAGGGACGCGGACGCUGGAAGUGUGACGCAAUCGAUCAGUGUCAGGAACCACAAACCAGGGCUUUCUAUCAGAUUGGAGAGACAUGGGAUAAAGUCCUCCAUGGCAUUAAAUACCGCUGUUCCUGCUACGGCAACGGAAACGGAGAGAUGAGAUGUGAACCUCAGCAGACCUACCCAGACGGCCACAGACCCGUCCAGGUGAUCAUCACAGAAGCAGGAAAACAGCCAGACUCCCACCCCAUUCAGUGGAACCCCCCCUCAUCUGUUGAAAUCACCCAGUACAUCCUCAAAUGGAGAAUUAAAAAUACCCGCGCACCCUGGAAGGAGGUCAACGUUCCCAGCCACCUCAACUCCUACACCAUCAGCGGGCUGCGUCCAGGCAUCACCUACGAGGGUCAGCUGAUCAGCAUCCUCCGCUACGGACGCCGUGAGGUCACGCGUUUCGAUUUCACCACCAACCAUGGUUCCUUGGAAACAUCGGAGGGAGAGACAACCUCGCCUGUUGCGGUGACGGACACUUCUGAGUCUGUGACAGAAAUCACAUCAAACAGCUUCGUUGUGUCCUGGACGUCGGCCUCUUCUACCGUCUCUGGCUUCAGGGUGGAGUACGAGCUCAGUGAGGACGGUGCCAAGCCGAAGGUCCUGGAUGUUCCUCGCACAGCCACCACUGUCACCAUCGCUGACCUCCUGCCAGGACGCAGAUACAACGUCAACGUCUACGAGCUCCCAGAUCAAGGAGAACCAAACCUCAUUUUGACAACCUCCCAGACUACAGCUCCUGACGCACCUGCUCAGCACGCUAUCGAUGACGUGGGAGAGUCCUCUAUCAGAAUCAGGUGGUCCAGGCCUCAGGCUCCUAUUACUGGUUACCGGGUGGUGUACACGCCGUCAGUGGAAGGCAGCAGCACUGAGCUCAACCUGCCAGACUCAGAAACAUCAGUGACGCUUGUUGACCUUCUCCCCGGUCAUCUUUACAACAUCAGUAUCUACGCUGUGGAGGAGGAGCAGGAGAGUGAGCCUGUUUUUGUACAGGUCAACACCGCCGGAUCCCCUGUGCCAGAGGAGGUCCCGGCACCCACAGACCUGCAGUUCCUUGAGGUUACUGAUAUUAAGAUGACCAUAACCUGGACCGGUCCACCCACCGAGCUGACCGGCUACAAGGUGCACUUCACCCCCGUUGGUCCUGACGGCACUGAGACGAGGCUCCUGCAGCUGUCUCCCUCGCCCAACGCAUACGCUGAUAUCACACACUUGCAGCCGGGCACACAGUACCGCUUCUACAUCUACGCCAUCAACGGUGGAGUGGAGAGCAAGCCGCUUGUGGGAGAUAAGUCUACAAAACCUGAUUCGCCCACCGAUGUGCGUUUCACUGACAUUGGCCCCGACAGCGCCAUGGUCAUCUGGGAGGCUCCCCGUGCCGUCGUCAGUGGCUACCGUCUCUUCCUGAGCCUCGAGGGCUCCAGCCCCAUCGAGAAGAGAAUACCUGGCAGGGUCACACAGUACCCCUUGAGGAAUUUACGUCCAGACACGCAGUACACGGCCGUCCUGCACUCAGACCUCGACAAUGAGCUCAGCGAAGGCGUCACCAGAUAUUUUACUACCUCUCCCCAGAUGGGAAAUGCUCCUCCUAUCAGCACCGAGGUCACUGACAGCUCUAUCAUCAUCACCUGGAUACCUGUUCGCAGGUUCAGCUACAAGCUGUCUGUGCUCCCCAGCCAAGAAGGCGAGUCUCCCAGAGAAGAUACUUCUGACUCUGGACAUAUUCAUAUCCUUGGUCUGAUUCCUGGAACUCAGUACACCUACAGCGUUCAGCCGAUCUUCAACGGACGCAACCGUGGAAACCCCAUCACACGCAACGUUGUCACUUCCCUCUCUCCUCCCACUGACCUCAGAGUAGAGUCCAACCCUGUCACAGGAGUUCUCACUGUCCACUGGGCGGCUUCCAAAGCACCAGGCAUCACGGGCUACAGGGUGACAAGCACGCCGACCGACGGCCAGCGAGGAAACACCCUGGAAGAGUUUGUCACAGCAGAUCAAACCUCAUGCAUGCUAGAGAACCUAAACCUGGGGGCCGAGUACAACAUCAGUGUCUUCACUACCAAGGACCAUUUGCAAAGUGUGCCCGUGUCCACAACUAUCACACCAGACAUCCCCACGCCACGUCACAUUGACUUUGUCGACAUUACUGACACCACGAUUGGCCUGCGCUGGAUCCCUCCGACCUAUGCUACCAUUACUGGUUACCGGAUAACGGUAGUAACGUCGGGGGAGAGCUUGCCAAUUUUUCAAGAUAUGGUGGAACCGUCUGCUGGUUAUUACACGAUUCGUGGUUUGGAGCCGGGUGUGGACUAUGACAUCGGUAUCUCCUCUGUUACAAGGGAGGGGGAAAGCGAGCCGACCACUCACACAAAGCAAACACAAGCUGCUAUUCCAGCUCCCACCAACCUGCAGUUUAGAGGGGUGGGUCCGGACCACAUUAGGGUGACAUGGGCCGUUCCCCAUGUAGCCACGCCAAGCGACAUCUCUCGCUUUGUCAUCCGUUACCACCCUGUUGCCACGGACGACGACAUCAAAGAGGUUAAUGUUGGCGGAGCCACCAACACCUUCGUGCUGGAGAACCUGCUGCCCAACACUGAGUACCGUAUAAGUGUUGUUUGUGUGUACGGGGAACGAGCAAGUGAGCCAGCCACAGGGACUCAGAGGACCACUCUGGACUCUCCGACUGGCUUGGACUUUUCCGAAAUUCGCACCAACUCCUUCAUCAUUCACUGGCUGGCUCCGACCGCCGCUAUCACCGGCUACCGCCUUAACUUCCAGAAGACGACCGGCGGGCGGUCAAAAGACGAGAGGCUGCCCCCAAGCAGGAACCACUUCACUCUGACCGGACUGACACCAGAGACAGAGUAUCUGGUGUCAGUGUAUGCUGUCAACAACAACCAGGAGAGUCAGCCUUUGACUGGCACACAGGCCACCAUCUCUGAUGCUCCAACUGACCUGGAAGUAACAUCAUCCACCCCGUCCAGCAUCACCAUUCGCUGGGACGCCCCCUCUGUCACAGUGAAGAACUACAGGAUCACCUAUGGAGGCACAAGAGGGGAGGCUCCCCAGGAGUUCACCAUCCCAGGCAGUCAGACCGACGCCACAAUCACCGGUCUUAAUCCCGGUACCGACUACACCAUCACGGUCUAUGCUGUUACCGGAAGAGGGGACAGCCCUGCUUCCAACACCCCGGUCUACAUCACACACAAGACUGACACCGAGCCCCCCACUGGCAUGAAACUGACUGGUGUGAGUGACAACGCCAUCACUGUGCGCUGGUCUCCUGCUCAGGGACCAAUCAGAGGCUACAGAGUCACAUGUGUCCCCAAAGCCGGCCUGGGACCCUCCUACUCUGAAGUGGUGGCGCCUGAUCAGACUGAGAUAACAUUCACAGGUCUGAUGCCCACUGUUGAGUACGUUGUGAGUGUCUAUGCCCUGGGCAACGAUGGACAACCCUCCUCCCCCGUGGUGGAGAAUGCUUUCACUGCUAUGGACCGUCCCAAGGACCUGACCUUCACUGACAUCGACUCAAACUCCAUGCGCAUCACUUGGGACAGUCCCGACGGCACAGUGACAUCAUACCGCGUCAUGUACUCCAGCUCAGAGGAGCGCGAGAGGGAGCUACUUCCAGCACCCAGAGGUGACCAGGACACGGUGGUCCUUAGGAACCUUCGCCCUGGGACAGAGUACACUGUCAAAGUCAUCGCCCUCCAUGGCAGCAGACCCAGCACACCUUUGGUGGGCACCCAGGCCACAGUGAUCCCUGCUCCGACCAGCCUGUUGAUCUCCGAUGUGGGUCCUUCCACCUUCACCGUGUCAUGGCGAGGCUCCAAUGCCCUCCUGUCAGGCUACCGCGUGGUCGUCAACCCUAAGAACAUCAACGGCCCCACCAAAGAGAUGAACGUCGCUCCGGACACCACGCGUGUUGUCGUACCAGGGCUCAUGGUGGCUACUACAUAUCAGAUACAUGUCUAUGCUCUGAAGAAAUCCGUCACCAGCAGACCGCUGGAGGGAGAGGCAACCACGCUGGAGGAGGUUAGUUCUCCUCGGCGCGUUCGCAUCAUCGAUUUGAAGGAAACUUCUUUCACGCUGACCUGGCGCUCCAAGACGGACGACAUCACUGGUUACCUCAUCGAUGUCACGCCCGUCAGUGGCUCGGAACCAACCCUGAGCAGGACCAUCCCAGGAGAUGCAACCACCUACACCUUCACAGGUCUGCAGCCAGGGACAAUGUACUCUGGGAACAUGUACUCUCUGAAGGGCAACACCAAGAGUGAACCGUUUCCCAUCCGCUUUACAACAGCUAAACCAGUGGUCCAGGCUCCCACCAACCUCCAGCUCUCAUCUGUGACCCCCACCUCCAUCUCCUUCACCUGGCAGCCACCUUCCACACAGAUCACAGGUUACUACGUCACCUACGAGGAGUUAGGAGGGGAGCCACAGGAGCUCAACCCCCGACCCCAUGCCGGCCAAAACUAUGCCAGCAUAUCUGGCCUGAGCCCAGCAACCAUAUACAUUAUCAAGAUCAUCGCCAUCCAGAACACUCAGCGGAGCACACCUCUGGAGGGCAAAAUAAGGACUCAACCAGACUCCUUGCUUCCCUUGCCUCUGCCCAACCGGCCCGGAGGUUCUGGGGGCGGGCUGGAUGUGCCUGAAACUGACUUGGAAAACACAGUCCAGGUAGCGGGCAACAAUGACCAGGAGGGGCAUGGCGGUCAGAGCCAGACUGUGGAGUACACAGAGUACAACAACAACAACAACAACAACGGAGACAACAACAAAUACAAUGGGAACGGUGGCAACCCACAGUAUCCCUAUGGGCAAGAUCGUGAGUCCCUGGUCUUUUUGCCCCUCCCUGAUGCAGAGGGCCACAGAGUGCCCAUCCUGAAGCUGAACUUGCCGAUUGGUUCCACGUUUGAUAACGAGACAGAUGUGCCGCAGGAGGCCCAAACUAAGACUUCCAUCUCCUGGAAGCCUUACAGGCAGAGCAACGCCUACAUGGUGUCCUGCUAUCCCCUCACACACUUAGAUGAGAAGAUGUUCCAGGUCCGCCUUCCAGGCACAGCCACCACUGCCACCCUGAUAGGACUCUCCCCCGGAGCAAACUACAAUGUGAUCGUUGAGGCUCUGAUGGGGGCACUCAAACACAAGAUAAUGGAGCAGGUCGUGACCGUUGGGAACACAAUCCCAGAGACAGUGCCCUCCAGCCAGGACUUGUGUUAUGAUGCUUUUACUUCAACCUACCACGAUGUCGGGGGUGAAUGGGAGCGGAUGUCUGAGACGGGCUUCAAGCUGUGGUGCAGGUGCCUCGGUCUGGGAAGUGGCCACUUCAGAUGUGAUUCAUCUAAGUGGUGCCAUGACAAUGGCAACAACUAUCGCAUUGGACAGAGGUGGGACCGCCGCGCAGAAAACGGUCACUUGAUGAGCUGUACUUGCUUGGGAAAUGGCAAAGGAGAGUUCAAGUGUGAACCCCAUGAUUCGGUGUGCUAUGAUGAUGGCAAAUCUUACCAGGUGGGAAACCAGUGGCAGAAGGAGUACCAGGGUGCCAUCUGCACCUGCACCUGCUUUGGAGGACAGCAGGGCUGGAGAUGUGAGAACUGCCGCAGACCAGGGGGGGAUGUUGAUGCCGGUCUGGUGCAGCCUGUGAGAUACGGACACAAAGUACAAAACAUUCAUUGCCCCAUCGAGUGCCUCCGACCGGACCUGCUGGCAGACACACACGUUCCUCAGAGUCCUCUGGAGUGAAGCUGUGGACAUCGCCUUUGCUCCCUUUUUGUCCAAUUAUGCACUGUCUCACUGUCAUAACCGCCUUAUCACUUUUUGUACGUUUAUCCAUAGAUGUCACACUGGCCCGAUCAAAGCGAUCCACCUCUAAAGCCGGUCUUUUCACUGUGCACUCUCAAGGCUCUAAAUUCAUACUCAAUUGUAAAAUGAAAACUAUUAUUGGGAAAAUUAUCCUUCUGUGUGUAAUUCAGUAGAAUAUAGGACUCAGAUUUACUAUUCAAAUUGAGAUCCUUUUAAAUAUUCAUACUCAUCAAAAAGAGCAGAAACCUUUGGAAAGAAGAGCGCGGUGUUAAAUUGUCCCAGAACUGGUGGGUCUUUUCUGUAUCUUACUGAGGGGUCACACACUGUGUGAUUGACACGAGUCUUUCUACUAACUUAUCCCUUUAAUCUCAAUGUGUGAAUGUGAGAAAUCGGAACUGUUCUAUUUUUAUACUUUGUUGCCAAUGUUGUUUCUACCGUUUGACAAAAAGUCCCUUAUUUGAAUAAAGCAGGAGAGAUGCCAAAACCCAA